This is a messenger RNA of Manihot esculenta (cassava), 1262 nucleotides long. Its product is annotated as probable carboxylesterase 9. The coding region runs from base 68 to 1138 and encodes 356 amino acids. NCBI's taxonomy places the organism in Eukaryota, Viridiplantae, Streptophyta, Magnoliopsida, Malpighiales, Euphorbiaceae. Gene Ontology annotation, molecular function: hydrolase activity. The transcript has a single exon. The record is from RefSeq and is a predicted model, not a curated record.
AGACUAUUUUUUUAAAAAAAAUCUUUUUUGUUGCAAGAGCAAGAAGAUAAAGAGAAGUGCUUCGGACAUGGGUAUGGCCACCUGCAGCUCAAGCUCCUCCAUGAUCGUUCCUUCUAAAGCUGCCUUGAAGCCUCCCUGCAGCCAUCCAAUAUUCUCAACAUUCCAGAUUCCCACAUCUCCUGUCCCCAAAGCCAACCCAUAUGAGCACCUCAACAUUGCACCCAACUUGGAUGGAACCAUCACUCGCUUGCUCGACGCUCCUAUUGUUGAAGCAAACCCUGAGGCCACCCACGGUGACGCUGUGGUCUGCAAGGAUUUGACUCUAAUUGCCGAAAAGAAAACAUGGGUUCGCGUAUACAGACCCACAAGGUUACCCUCCAACGAUAACACCGUAGCACGCCUUCCCAUUAUUAUCUACUUCCACGGCGGCGGCUUUGUAAACUGGAGAGCCUCUAUGAAGAUGCCUCACCAAAGAUGUUCUGAUUUGGCUAGCGAAAUCCCUGCAAUUGUGGCUUCGCUGGACUACCGUCUUGCGCCGGAGCACCGGCUUCCAGCCCAAUAUGAAGAUGCAAUAGACGCGAUUCUAUGGGUGAAGCAGCAAUUUGAGGAUCCAAAUGGAGAGCAGUGGCUGAAAGAAUACGGGGAUUGUUCCCGUUGCUAUUUAAAUGGGCGUGGAAGCGGUGGGAACAUGGUAUUUAACUCAGCUUUAAGGGUUUUAGAUUUGGAUUUAAAUCCCCUAAAGAUUGCAGGGUUGAUUUUGAACCAACCCAUGUUUGGAGGGAAUGAAAGGAAGAACUCGGAACUGAUGUUUGUGGAUGAUCCAGCGUUGCCAUUAGCAGCAUUGGAUCUGUUGUGGAAACUAAGUUUGCCAGAAGGUACAGAUAGGGACCAUCCAUUUUGCAAUCCAGUGGUAGAAGGUGCAGAGAAGAGGAAGAUGAGUUCAUUAGGGAGGUGUUUGGUGACAGGAUUUUUUGGGGAUGUAAUGUUUGAUAGAAUGCAGGAUUUGGUGGAGAUGCUGGUGAUGCGUGGAGUGAAGGUGGAAGUGAGGUUUCAUGAUCCUGACUUCCACAACGUUGAUCUUGUGGAUCAGCAUUGUGCUCGAGCCAUUACAAAUAGUAUAAAAGAAUUUGUCAUCUAAAAAGUUGGCAAUUUUGAUCAUUGCUUUAUUAGUUUGUAUUUGGUUUAAAAAGUUUGUCCAGCCUGCAAGUCUUUCUUUUCUUUUCUUUUAGUUAGUGAUUACGAUGAAAUUAUUUUAUUUUCCA